AGUAGUGCCCAACCGUUUCAAACAACCUUUUCUUAUCCUCACACAUUGUUGGCUGUUGAUCAAAUAAGCUUUGAUUGAAACCAGAAAUCAGUUAUCCCGUGUAUUACCAAUUUCUGAAGCUAUAGAUUGGUAUUAAAUCUUAAUAUAUAUAUUUUGUUUAGCCAUUAAAAUCUGUGAUUCUGUCCAUUGACCCCACAGAUGGUGAUCUUGAUUUAAAUCUGUGUAGUCUCUCAUUUAUAUUUCACAAUAAAUGUAUUAUGUAUGUUAAAGUGACUCUCUAGUGUUCUGGAAAAAAAAAUAGACAAAUUUCCUGAACCUUUUUUCCACCAAAAAGUCCCUGUAUGGUUUCCCCAUGCAGGAAACACAAGGCUUGUAAGAUGCUUGUAAGAUAAUUGGCCACACCAGCCUUCAACUACUGACACCUGUUUCCAUUUACCAAAACAGAAUUGGAGGGAGAGGUAUAAAAAUUAAGCAGCAGCAGUACACAAGUUACUGCUUCCUGUCAACUUAGGUUGACAUUAUGGCUUUUCUGUUCAGGCUGGUGGUGGUCUCCUUACUGGCAUUGGAGACAUGUAAAGUAAAAGCUUCAUAUGUUCCUUCAAUGCCUGUGUCUGGCAUUCUAACUUCGGGUCCAAACAAACCACACAAAUUGCCAGAUGUGCAACGCUAUGCCCCAUGGUUUCCAAGGAGUUUCCAUGGUUUCUUUGCCCCUCAGCAGGAACCGGGCAGUAGUAAACCUCAGUUACCUACUGAGCCGAAGUUCCCAAUAGGAGGUCCAGUCCCUCUGUUUAACCCACCACAGUUUCCUAGAAAGCCUCUUUGUCCAGCAGGUUCUUGCAAGUUGCCAAUAUUCCCUGUUGAGCCAAAGUACCCAAUAGGCCAUCCAGGCCUGCUGUUCAACCCAUUAUUGCUUCCUAUAGCCCCAGAGUACCCAACAGGACUUCCAAACCCUCCCUUUAACCCACCAAUUCUUCCUGUUGAGUCCAAGUACCCAAUUGGCAGUCCAGUCCCUCCAUCCAACCCACCAGUACUUCCUGUUGAGCCCAAGUACCCAUUAGGAGGUACAGUCCCUUCAGUCAAGCCACCACAGUUUCCUAGAAAGCCUCUUUGUUCAAGUGGAAGACAAUCAGGUUCUUGCUGGCCACCAGCUUUCCCCAUUGAACCCAAGUAUCCAAUAGGAGGUCCAGUCCUUCCGUCCCACCCACCAGCGCUUCCUGUUGAACCAAAGUACCCAAUAAGAGGUCCAGUUCUUCCGAACCACCCACCAGAGCUUCCUGUUGAACCAAAGUACCCAAUAAGAGGUCCAGUCCUUCCGUCCCACCCACCAGCGCGUCCUGUUGAACCAAAGUACCCAAUAGGAGGUCCAGUUCUUCCGAACCACCCACCAGCACGUCCUGUUGGACCCAAGUACCCAAUAGGAGCUCCAGUCCCUCCAUCCAACCCACUAAUGCUUCCUAUUGUGCCAGAGUACUCAAUAGGCCAUCCAGGCCUGCUGUUCAAUCCAUUACUGCUUCCUAUAGCCCCAGAGUACCCAAUAGGAUUUCCAAUCCCUUCCUUCAACCCACCAGUGCUUCCUGUUGAGCCCAAGUACCCAUUUGGAGGGCCAGUCCCUCUGUUUAACCCACCAGUACUUCCUGGUGAACCAAUGUAUCCAAUAGGAGGUCCAGUACCUCAGGUCCAACCACCACAGCUUCCUAGUAAGCCUCCUUGUUCAGUGGCGAGUCCCUUUAGUGUUUGUAGGCCACAAACAUUCCCUGUUAAGCCCAAGCACCCUCUAGAGGUUCCAGUCAGCCAUGGCCUAAUGCCUCUUUUCCAAACUUUGGAGUCUGGCAAGGUUCCUACAGAGCGCUUGAAUCAUGGAUAUCCAGGAUGCUAUAGCAAAUGGCCAUUUCUGCAAUCAAAGCCCUGCUACUAGAGAGCUUCAGAAGGUCCAGAAGCAAUGAGACUAAAUCAUUCACCUCUUGCAAUAAAGAACUCAUUACAA
Xiphophorus hellerii (green swordtail) is the source of this 1984-nucleotide messenger RNA. Its product is annotated as adhesive plaque matrix protein-like. NCBI's taxonomy places the organism in Eukaryota, Metazoa, Chordata, Actinopteri, Cyprinodontiformes, Poeciliidae. The coding region runs from base 521 to 1915 and encodes 464 amino acids. The record is from RefSeq and is a predicted model, not a curated record. The transcript is spliced from 4 exons.